Molecule: messenger RNA, 615 nt
Organism: Peronospora farinosa
Lineage: Eukaryota; Oomycota; Peronosporomycetes; Peronosporales; Peronosporaceae
Source: the annotation of a GenBank genome assembly
AUGCUGACAACAGAUGACGCAAACCCGACGCUGGAUAUGAUCAAUCGUUUUUCGUCUGUUGCAGGAGAAGAGAGCGAACAUAGUGCUGAAUAUAUGCUGGCUUCUGUCGAGCUGAUGAUUGGAAAAAUAAGGUCGAGCUCACUAAAGGUGAUACGCCAACGACACCAUCCGUGUCAUGCCGCUUCACAAAAAGUUCAGAAUACGAUCUUGGACGUUCAGCUCAAACAGCUUAUGAAUAUGGCUCGUGAAAUUCAAGUGCGCGUUCGAGAUUUGCAGGAGUCUGCCGAGAUUUCUCAAGUAUUGGAUUCAUACAAGGGUAAAGAGCCUUACGACCUUGUUGCUCUUGCACAUGGUGACGUAGGCGUGAUUACGAAUGUCGGACCACAGUGGAACGGGGAAGCAUAUUUAUCGGACAUAUCUUUUCGUUCACAUAAUCGCAUCACGACUAACUCAAGUAUCUUUGUGACACAUGCGCGUGCUGUCAGGAAGCUUACACCUGGCUUGUCGGCGAUGACCCCUGGUCUAAACCCUGUGACUCUAGGAAUCAAUACUCUGGAAUACAACCACAAUUCAAUGACUCCUGGAUUUGUGUGUAAACUUCCAUGGGUCGUAUGA